AUGUCGCCGUUUAACCUAGAAACCUGCGCGCGACCCAACAUCUUGGCACUCCAGCCAUACCGCUGUGCCCGAGAUGACUACAAAGACGACGGCACCAAUGUCCUCCUCGACGCCAACGAGAAUGCCUACGGACCAUCUCUCGACUCAACCGACGUCAAGGGAUCUACCCUCGGCGGCCUCGACCCCCUCGGCCUUCACAGAUACCCGGAUCCUCACCAACCGGAACUGAAGCAACUGCUGUGCAACCUGCGCAACACCCACGCCCACACACCCAAGACCAUCACCCCGGACAACCUAUUCGUCGGUGUAGGCAGCGACGAAGCCAUUGACGCCCUGCUACGCUGUUUCUGCGUCCCCGGCAAGGACCGCAUCCUCACAUGUCCCCCAACAUACGGCAUGUACUCCGUGUCCGCGCAAGUCAACGACAUCGACAUCGUCAAAGUGCCUCUCAACGCAGCGCCCGAAUUCUCCCUCAACGUGCCAGCUAUAACCGACGCCCUCACCCACGAACCCAACAUCAAAUUAGCAUAUUUCUGCUCCCCCGGCAAUCCCACCGGCGCGCUCCUCGCCAAAGACGACAUCAAGCAGAUUCUCAACCACCCCACAUGGAAUGGCGUCGUUGUCCUCGACGAAGCGUACAUCGAUUUCGCACCCGAAGAUGCCUCCCUCGCUGAACUCGUCGCCGAAUAUCCCAACCUAGUCGUCAUGCAGACCCUCUCCAAGGCCUUUGGCAUGGCUGGCAUUCGCCUCGGCGCGGCUUUUACGUCAGCCCCCAUUGCCCGCAUGCUAAAUAGCAUGAAGGCGCCGUAUAAUAUCGCCAGCCCAACUAGUGCUUUUGCGCAGUACGCUCUCGGUGAUAAAGGUCUCUCUGUUAUGAGGUCGAAUCGUGCCAAGAUUGUAAGCCAGCGCGAACGGUUGAUUCAGGAGUUACCUCGCAUUGAAGGUGUCGGCAGAUUGAGGGGCGGUACGGCAAGUAACUUCAUGCUGUAUGAGAUUUUGAACGCCGAUGGCAAGCCGGAUAACGCUACUGCUGUGGCAGUGUAUGAGAAGCUGGCUGAGCAAAAGGGCGUGGUGGUUCGGUUUAGAGGUAAAGAGCACGGCUGCUUGGGAUGCUUGCGAAUCACUGUUGGCACGGAGGAUGAAGUGACGAGGUUUUUGGAGUCGCUGAGAAAUACCCUGGUGGAGGUGAGAGGAUCUACUUAG
This is a messenger RNA of Pochonia chlamydosporia 170, 1203 nucleotides long. Its product is annotated as histidinol-phosphate aminotransferase. Lineage: Eukaryota; Fungi; Ascomycota; Sordariomycetes; Hypocreales; Clavicipitaceae. The coding region runs from base 1 to 1203 and encodes 400 amino acids. Gene Ontology annotation, molecular function: pyridoxal phosphate binding; L-histidinol-phosphate:2-oxoglutarate transaminase activity. Gene Ontology annotation, biological process: L-histidine biosynthetic process. The transcript has 2 exons. The record is from RefSeq and is a predicted model, not a curated record.